Messenger RNA from Lolium perenne, 696 nucleotides. RefSeq names its product glutaredoxin-C13. The record is from RefSeq and is a predicted model, not a curated record. Lineage: Eukaryota; Viridiplantae; Streptophyta; Magnoliopsida; Poales; Poaceae.
ACCAAACCACAGCCAGCACCUUCGGGAAGAUCUUCAUCUGAGCAUAAAUAGCUUCUAAAGCGUUAGCAACUAACCAGAGCUCUCUCGAAGCUUCUAAAACCUGCGGACCAAUCAUCAGCGAUCACGAAUCGAUGGACCAAGUCACGAAGCUGGUGUCGGAGCGGGCGGUUGUGGUGUUCACUUCGAGCAAAUGCUCCAUGUGCGACUCCGUGACGUUCCUCCUCAGCAACCUCGGCGUCCACGCCGCCGUGUACGAGCUGGACAAGGAACAGCUGGGCAGGGAGCUGGAGAGAGAGCUCGCCAGGAGGCUCGGCCGAGGCUCGCCCGUGGUGCCAGCGGUGUUCAUCGGCGGGAGUCUCGUCGGCGGCAUCAAUAAGGUCAUGGCGCUGCACCUGGCCGGCGAGCUAGUCCCCAUGCUCAUGAACGCCGGCGCGCUCUGGCUCUAGUGAAAGAAAACGUGCAUGCUGCUCAAGAAGAAGAAUUAAGCUAAUAGUGGAAGGCCUGGUCUUUUAUUAUCCUGUGCCGGCUGCGUGGCAAGAAGAAGAAAUUAAGCUAGUAGGGAUGUUCUUGUUAUUUAAGGUUUAGCCUCGCUCUGGGUUCAGUUUCUUGUGUUGCAUUUGCUACGUAAGCAUGCAUGCAACUGUAUUUUGGUAUUAUCAAUCAACUUUUGUAGCCCCUGGAUCAAUGCAUGAUCAA